Molecule: messenger RNA, 986 nt
Organism: Ixodes scapularis (black-legged tick)
Lineage: Eukaryota; Metazoa; Arthropoda; Arachnida; Ixodida; Ixodidae
Gene: mad2
Product: mitotic spindle assembly checkpoint protein MAD2A
Exons: 5
Coding region: 52-672 (206 amino acids)
Biological process (GO): mitotic spindle assembly checkpoint signaling
Cellular component (GO): kinetochore; nucleoplasm; cytoplasm
Source: RefSeq, a predicted model, not a curated record
GGAAAACAAAAAGACAAAAAGUAACGAAAAGCGUCCCGUUAAAAUUUCAAAAUGUCCAAAACAGCAGUUGCCACACAAAAUUUGAUUACUCUCAAGGGAUCCGCCCAGAUUGUGACAGAGUUCUUUAACUAUGGGAUCAACAGCAUUUUGUACCAGAGGGGCGUCUACCCUCCCGAGAUGUUCACCAAAGCUCAAAAAUACGGUUUAAGCAUCCUGAUGACGUCGGACAAGCCUCUGCAAAAGUAUUUGGACACCGUGCUGUCGCAGCUCAAAGGUUGGCUCGAAGCGAAGAUGGUGCACCAGGUGGUGUUGGUCAUAUCGAGCGUCGACACAAAGGAGACCCUAGAGAGGUGGGAGUUCCGCAUUCAAACGGACGACGAAAUGACUGACGAGAGCCAGCCAAAGAAGAAAGAAAUCAGCGACAUUCAGAAUGAGAUUAAGAGCGUCAUCAGACAGAUUGUGGCCAGCGUAACCUAUCUUCCUAUCCUGGAGAUAGCCUGUGCGUUCGACCUGCUCAUCUACACCAACAAGGACUCAGACCUCCCGCAGAAGUGGGCAGACUCGUCGCCGUUGCUCAUCGAGGACGCUGAGAUGGUGCACCUCAAGAGCUUCUCUACGAGCGUCCAUUCCGUGGACACAGCCGUCGCCUACCGGAACGUCUUCAAGAUGUAGCUUGCCCAUGUUGGUUCUCUGGGGGCCUGCGGCGCAACUCCCUUGGACGUGCCCCAAAUGAUGUCCGUCUCCGACUUCGUCUAUAACCGUAUUGUCUCAUCGCUCGACAACACGCCGAGCUUGGGGACCUGCUGGCACAGUCAUCUUAAAGGUUUUUAUUGUUUUAAUGUCCUUGCGAGCUCUUUGCACAGUCUCCCUGGGAAGACACCUUUGCUCAUUCUUUUCCACUCGUUGGUCAGAGUUUCUGGCAUCAUUUGUUAAGGCCUCAAACUUCAACUGCUUUUGAGAAAAUAAAAGUAUCAGCCUUGCUCGAG